AUGAUUAAUACGCGGAUGUCGAUGGCCACGAGGUUGAGUGAUCAUGUGUCGCGUAUGUUCAUGAACCGGUCACCGGUAUACAAUGGUGUUCUGGCGCGAUUUGCAUCGACCAGUACUGCUACUACAUCACCAACCAAUCCCACCCCUCCACCACCAACUCGUGGGUUUCAAGCUCACAAAUCCAUUUAUAAUCGAGCUCCAGCAAAGAGCGGUCCACCUGCUGAUGGUAAACAAACUGUGGGAUAUGUUCUACAUGGCAAAUUCACAAAUAACAAUACAAUGCUAACAUUAACCCGCCGUUAUGUGCGUGUGGGCAAAUUGGCUGAGAAACUGACAGAUCAAGAGAAAAUUAUAGAUCAAGUCAGACCAAUGCAAGAAGUGCUAGGUACGAUUUCUUCUGGUCAACUGGGAUUUCGUGGAUCUAAGAAAAAUUCUUAUGAAGCAUCAUUUCAAACCACCUCUAGAAUGUUCAAACUCAUGGAAGAAAAGGGUUAUCUAAAUGAGCGAUUAGAGAUUGUCUUCCGCCAAUUCGGAGAAGGCCGAGAGGCUUUCCUGAACGUACUCAAUGGUAAGGAAGGUACUAAAAUCCGUCCUAUCAUCUAUAGAGUAACCGAUGCAUCUAAAAUCAGGUUUGGUGGUGACAGACCUCCAGGCCGUCGUCGUGUAUAA
Messenger RNA from Sugiyamaella lignohabitans, 669 nucleotides. It is a transcript of the gene MRPS18, whose product is annotated as mitochondrial 37S ribosomal protein YmS18. Gene Ontology annotation, cellular component: ribosome. Gene Ontology annotation, biological process: translation. The record is from RefSeq and is a predicted model, not a curated record. Bases 1 to 669 code for a protein of 222 amino acids. Gene Ontology annotation, molecular function: structural constituent of ribosome. The transcript has a single exon. Lineage: Eukaryota; Fungi; Ascomycota; Dipodascomycetes; Dipodascales; Trichomonascaceae.